AUGGAACCAUCUCUUGGACGGGUAGUCUACCUCGACUCCAACCUCGUCCACGUCGACGACAUCGCGAAAGUCGCGGCAACGCCGCUCCCGAACGGGGCCGUGCUGGCGGCGCCGGAGUACUGCAACGCCAACUUCACCACCUACUUCACGCCGACGUUCUGGUCCAGCCCUUCUCUCUCUCUCUAACCUUCCAACAGAAAACCAUGCUACUUCAACACCGGAGUUAUGGUGAUCGAUCUCCAGAGAUGGAGGGCCGAAGAUUACACCACCAAGAUUGUCGAGUGGGUGGGGCUUCAGAAGAGGAUGAGAAUUUACGAGCUGGGCUCUUUGCCACCAUUCUUGCUCGUGUUUGCCGGAAACAUAGCUCCGGUUGAUCAUCGGUGGAACCAGCACGGACUCGGCAGCGAUAACUUCCGUGGCCUCUGCCGUGAUUUGCACCUCGGUCCGGUGAGCCUGUUGCAUUGGAGUGGGAAUGGGAAGCCGUGGGCCCGGCUCGACUCGAACCGGCCCUGCCCGCUCGAG
Erythranthe guttata (spotted monkey flower) is the source of this 522-nucleotide messenger RNA. The record is from RefSeq and is a predicted model, not a curated record. NCBI's taxonomy places the organism in Eukaryota, Viridiplantae, Streptophyta, Magnoliopsida, Lamiales, Phrymaceae.